This is a messenger RNA of Mercurialis annua (annual mercury), 1231 nucleotides long. Its product is annotated as probable isoaspartyl peptidase/L-asparaginase 3. Gene Ontology annotation, biological process: protein deglycosylation. NCBI's taxonomy places the organism in Eukaryota, Viridiplantae, Streptophyta, Magnoliopsida, Malpighiales, Euphorbiaceae. The record is from RefSeq and is a predicted model, not a curated record. Gene Ontology annotation, molecular function: N4-(beta-N-acetylglucosaminyl)-L-asparaginase activity.
UCCCGACUCCCGAGGUCUAAUUUUCCCUCUAACCAAACAGAAGUUAAGCUCCAUGGCCACGGGAAGCCUACCCAAUGCUUUUAUUUUCUUCUCCGUAAUUCUCUCUACGGUAGUAGGCAAGAAUGGGGUUGUCAAUUCAGCUAAGCACCCCGUAGUAGUGAGCACGUGGCCAUUCAAAGAAGCUGUUAGAGCUGCUUGGAGAGCUGUAGAUAGCGGCGAUUCUGCUGUUGAUGCUGUUGUGGAGGGUUGCUCUGCUUGUGAGCAACUUAGAUGUGACGGUACAGUGGGGCCUGGUGGAAGUCCUGAUGAGAAUGGAGAAACUACUAUUGAUGCCCUGGUCAUGAACGGGGUGACGAUGGAGGUUGGAGCUGUUGCUGCCAUGAGAUAUGUGAAAGACGGCAUCAGGGCUGCAAAAUUAGUGAUGCAACAUACAGAACACACAUUGCUUGUUGGCGAGCAGGCAUCCGUUUUUGCCAUUGCUAUGGGUCUUCCAGGACCUGAAAACCUUAGUUCACCAGAGUCGAUGGAGAAAUGGACUAUAUGGAAAGAGAAUCACUGCAAACCUAAUUUUUGGAAAAAUGUGGUGCCCGUCAAUGGUUGUGGCCCUUAUCAUCCAAAGGGCAUUAUGAAUGUCAUUGAAGAGGAAUGCUCCCAAAUUAACCCGAUUCCAAGAUCGUGUCUGAUUGGUCGUCAUAGCCAUGACACUAUAUCAAUGGCUGUCAUAGAUCGAAUGGGGCAUGUAGCCGUUGGUACAUCAACUAAUGGAGCUACGUACAAGAUCCCGGGCAGAGUAGGAGAUGGACCCAUUCCAGGAUCUUCAGCAUAUGCUGACAGUGAUGUUGGAGCUUGUGGUGCAACAGGCGAUGGCGACAUCAUGAUGCGCUUCCUUCCAUGUUAUCAAGUUGUGGAGAGUAUGAGUUCGAGGGAAGCUGCCGAAGAUGCAAUAUCACGAAUUGCCAGAAAAUUUCCAGACUUUGUGGGAGCUGUUUUUGCCAUCAAUAAGACUGGUGUGCAUGCUGGUGCUUGUCAUGGAUGGACAUUUCAGUAUUCUGUGAGAAGUUCCGAUAUGGAUGACGUGGAAGUUUUCACCGUUUUCCCCAAAAUCUGAAGUGUAUUAUUCGUCAUAAUUAUUGUAUUCUUAUGGAGAUCUAAUGCUCCCCUUUCAAUUUGUCUACAUUUUGAAGGAACUUACUGUUCUAAUGCAAAAGACUUGAGGGGAAAUUCUUCUCUA